Molecule: messenger RNA, 2188 nt
Organism: Vicia villosa (hairy vetch)
Lineage: Eukaryota; Viridiplantae; Streptophyta; Magnoliopsida; Fabales; Fabaceae
Exons: 12
Coding region: 90-1877 (595 amino acids)
Biological process (GO): attachment of GPI anchor to protein
Cellular component (GO): GPI-anchor transamidase complex
Source: RefSeq, a predicted model, not a curated record
UUAUAUUCUCUCAUUUGAACUGAAAUUGAAUCACUUCAUCAAGCUAAAACCGCACUGAAUUUGCAGAACCCCAAUCUCUCUGCGUUCCUAUGGCGGAAAUCUCCGAUUCUCCACCGGAAUCAAAACCCAUCGAAGAAAAUACUCAAACUCCGAUAACAGAAUUCGAUUCCAAAACCAUGCGAAAGACCAAACCCGGCGUUAAACGCCUCAUCAUGACCCUCACAGUCCUCGUCUCCUUCAUCCUACUCAGUCCACUUCUCUUGAAAUCCAUCGAAAUCUACCGCGCGCCACUUCCGUUCGAUGAAAUCGACUCAUUCUCCUCCAAAAUCGAAUUGAACGACUUGCUUUUCCCGUGCAGAUUUCAAGCCAUCUUCGUCGGUUUCAAUUUUAGCGUUUCGAAUCACGAAGUUGGAGAGGUUAUCCGGAGUAAAAUGUCCGAAUUCAGCCUCGGUGACUCUCGAUGUGGUUGCUCCAACAAUUACUCCGUCUCGGCUGUACUUGAUUUAGCCGAGGCUGAGAAGGAUGGUUUGUAUGCUGAAGUCAAUGAUGUUGAUUUUGGCGGAAAAUUGAGGGAGAAUGACGAAGAGGCGGAUGAAAUGGUGAAGAGGUUGGUGAAUAUGUAUGGAGAAGAGAAGGUGUAUAGUGUUGUGGUGGUGAAUGGUGAGGAAGAGGUGAAGGCUGUGGUUGGGAAGUAUAGGCAUGCGUGGAUUCUCGGAAAGGUUUCAGAGGAGGACGCAGUUGUGCGUGUGGCUGAGAUUUUUUCUAAGGUGUUUGUUAAUGGUGGGAGUGAAGAUGGUUUGAUUCAUAAUGAGUUUAUGCCGGUUGGUGCUGAUGGGAGGAUUGUUCUUUCUUUCAGUUUGCUUAAUGCAGACCCGCGGGAUUGGGUUUAUGAUUGGGAUUUCAGUGAAAUAGAUGAAACUUUGUUACAACCUGUCAUUGAGGCUCUGCAACCUAUAGCUGAUGUCACUGUUGAAAGCCAGGUUUUGUACCAUACACCAAAGGCUUCGUUUUCUGAUUGGGAUGAUGAACAUGGCAGCCACAUAUUCACUACUCAGGAUCUUCCUUUCUUUGUGAAUUCCAAUGAAUGGCACUUAGAUACUUCAGUUGCAGCUGGUGGGAGGUCAAAAGUAUUGCAACUUGUGGUAUAUAUUCCAUCUGCGAAGGAGUGUCCUCUACAACUGGAGCUUCCGAAUGGAGAUCUCUCUAAGACUAAUGGCUUUAUAUCGCCAAUGUGGGGAGGUGUUGUGGUAUGGAACCCCCAGAGCUGUAUAAAGGAUGUGGAAAGUAAGGAUCUAGUCAGACAUAUGAUUUCUCCUCAGGAUCUCCAGAAGCUCUUUGAAGUUCUAAUGGGGCAGAUUCGGCAACUUCUUGGUCUGAAGUCUGAUGACCUUUAUGUUGGUGAGUCAGGUACAUCCACUCUCCUAGGGAGUGAAAGAGGCUUCACAGAAUGGGAAUUGGAUUUUUUGUCACGGAAGCAUUUUUGCUUUAAUCUCCUUUCGUGUGCCACAACGCUUAAAUCUCUUUCUAAAUUGGUACAAUCAUUACCAAGGAUGAUUAUCAUGGAUGAAAUUGGAAAACAGGUGACGUUUUCUCUGGAGGCUGCAAAAUCUGCUCAAACUAAUGCAACUGUUGGAAUGUAUGAUGCUUCAGCUGUAUCAUCAAGGCAAUCAAGAACUCUUGCAGAGGAUGCCUUUUUUCAUCCCUCAAUUAUGUCCAUCAGCUAUUAUUCUUUUGAGCAUUGUUUUGCCAUCUAUUCGCCAUUUUUUCUGCCAGUUAUAAUGCAUGUCCUUUUAGCUGCUUUAAGAGAAUGGAAAAGAUACAAGCAAGAAAAUAGAAAGUACUUGGCUUGGAAAGCCAAAGCAAAAGCUGUAUCUUAAUUGUUGAUCAACAGUGAGAAGUUGAAGCUAGUUUCCAGGUAGUUGAGGCAUUGUGAGUGUCCUCUCUCCUCAAUACCUGGUUCUUUUGUAAGUUUAUUGAAAAUGACAGUAGUGCUGACACGGUCUCUAGGGCCAACUGACUAGGAUUAGAGGAACAGGACAUUGAUGCCCGCCGCCCUUGGUUGUAACAGUAUUUCUUUUGAUUUUUUAUUGAAAGGUAGUUAUACCACUGUUAUGAGUAAAUUGAGGCCAAAGUGCACAUUUUAAUUUUUUUCCUUCCAGUAAUUGAAAAUUCUAUCUAUUCAGUCUUC